This is a messenger RNA of Cydia strobilella, 724 nucleotides long. Its product is annotated as salivary glue protein Sgs-3-like. Lineage: Eukaryota; Metazoa; Arthropoda; Insecta; Lepidoptera; Tortricidae. Bases 71 to 724 code for a protein of 217 amino acids. The record is from RefSeq and is a predicted model, not a curated record. The transcript has a single exon.
GUUUCCGAAUGUGCUACUUGCAAUAACCACUGCAAUCGCAAGCGCCGGUGCGGCGCCCAUACACCGGGGCAUGAAAAACGACCCUCUGGUGUUCAUCUCGAACCCUAUAGAAUCCGAGUUUCCUGGACACUGGAUCCCCGAGAGUAUCCUCAAAAGAAUUUUAAAUAGACCAAAUAACCCAUCUACAAAAGAACCGUUGAAAUCUACAAAACAACGAUUGCAGAGAGCUACAAAAUCUAUUAUCCGACCCAGAACUAAAAAAACAACAUCUAAGGAACCUACAAUUCAAACAACCACUCCCGGAACAACAACGCCAAAACCAACCCCAACAACAGCGACAACAACAACAACAACAACGACGACGACGACGACGACGACGACGACAACAACAACACCACCUACAUCGUCAACAGCAACAGAAUCAGCAACAACAACAGAACCAGAAACAACAACAACAGAACCAACCACAACAGAACCAGAAUCAACAACAGAACCAACAACAACAGAACCAGAAACAACAACAACAGAACCAACCACAACAGAACCAGAAUCAACAACAGAACCAACAACAACGGAACCAACAACAACCGAACCACCAACAACAACAGAACCAACCAUAAAAACGGAACCAAACACAAAUAUAACGCCAACAAAACCAUCACGUCAUAGCAGAUCAAGAACAACCUACGAAAAUUCCAGUGGAGGAGAUGGGGUAAAUGGAUGA